Molecule: messenger RNA, 926 nt
Organism: Daphnia pulicaria
Lineage: Eukaryota; Metazoa; Arthropoda; Branchiopoda; Diplostraca; Daphniidae
Product: glutathione S-transferase 1-like
Exons: 4
Coding region: 169-837 (222 amino acids)
Biological process (GO): glutathione metabolic process
Molecular function (GO): glutathione transferase activity
Source: RefSeq, a predicted model, not a curated record
GCCUUGUCGUCUAGUGUAGCGGUGCUCACCCUCACUCCCGACAGGGGUGAUAUAAAAAGCCGGCAAGGAAGAGCUUUCCUUCAUUGUAAUUCAAUCCUGAGUCGUGUCGGGUUGUUUCAUUAUUCCAUCUACUCACCGUUCUCCAUUUCACACAAAUCCGUUCCAACAAUGCCGAUCGACCUGUACUACUUGGAGGCCAGCGCCCCUUGCCGCUCCGUCAUGAUGACGGCCAAAAUGGUCGGCGUUGAACUCAACUUGAAGAAAACGGACGUGAUGGCCGGAGAUAACAUGAAGCCCGAAUACAUCAAGAUGAAUCCGCAACACAACAUCCCCACCAUCGACGACGAUGGCUUUUACUUGAACGAAAGCAGAGCCAUUUGCGCUUAUCUGGUUAACAAGUACGGAAAGGACGACACUCUCUACCCAAAAGAUCCCAAAGUUCGUGCCUUGGUCGACCAGCGCCUCUACUUUGACAUGGGCGUCUUCUACCAUCGUUUCGGCCUAGUUUACUAUCCGGUCAUGCUCAAAGGAGCCACCAAGAUCGAUGAAAGCGCCAUGAAGGAUUUGGAGGGCGCACUUGAUUUCCUGGAGACUUUCCUGGGCCAAAAUAAGUAUGCUGCAUGCGAUCACCUGACGAUCGCAGACCUUUCGUUGGUCGCUUCGGCUUCUACCUUUUUGGCUACUAACAAGACCAUUUUCGACAAGCAUCCCAAGAUUCAGAGCUGGUUGGAAACUUGCAAGGCCGAGAUCACAGACUACGAAGAUACCAACAACCGUGGCGCUGAAGCCUUUGGACAGUGGGCCGGAGCUGCUCUUUCCAAGUUGGAAUCUGCAUAAAUCUAAAGCAUUUGAAAGAAAAAUACUGCCUACUAUUGCAAAAUGUUAAUUUUUGGAUACAAGUUUAUAAUACAAAAAAUUUAUCAGCA